This is a messenger RNA of Triticum dicoccoides, 1056 nucleotides long. RefSeq names its product 16.0 kDa heat shock protein, peroxisomal-like. The record is from RefSeq and is a predicted model, not a curated record. The coding region runs from base 431 to 847 and encodes 138 amino acids. The transcript has a single exon. NCBI's taxonomy places the organism in Eukaryota, Viridiplantae, Streptophyta, Magnoliopsida, Poales, Poaceae.
UUUUUUUAAUACGCGCCUAGGGACGGCCCUGGGGCCGACGGCUGGGGGCCGACUCGCCCCAGGACCAUUUUUUGCGCCGGCUCACCCCCAGGCGGCGCUUUUUGACGCCCCCUGGGGGGCCAACGGCUAGAGAUGCCCUAAGCAACCAGCUGAAGGAACUGUUCCACAGGAGUACAGACUCCAGAAGCUUCUCCCAUCUACUACGCCAUUAUCCAGCGAGUUGCUCUCUCUCCGUGUCUCUCGAACCAUCGCUCUGACGUCGACGCCGCAAACCCUUCCAGAUUUAUCGCCCCCAUCGUUCCAGUUCGUUCGCCUUUUUCCCAACUCGCCGACGCCGAGACCGCAACAGCAAUUCCCAACCGUGCGAUCCUCAAGACCUCAACUGCAGUCGCAGCCGAUCCCAUCCGAGCUAGUUCUCCCGUUCCAGUCAAUGGCGGACCUCUUCUUCGGGGGAAGCCCCUUCCGGCGGCUCCUCUACGCCCGCCCCUUAGCCUCCGCCACGGCCGCCAUGGACUGGGUGGAGACCCCGACCUCCCACGUCCUCAGGAUCAACGUCCCGGGGCUGGGCAAAGACGACGUCAAGGUCCAGGUGGAGGACGGCAACGUGCUCAGCGUCAGGGGCGCGGCCAAGGAGAAGGGAAACGAGGGAAACGAGGAGGCGGCGGUGUGGCACGUGGCGGAGCGCGGGAAGCCGGAGUUCGCGCGGGAGGUGGCGCUGCCGGAGCACGUCAGGGUGGAGCAGAUCAGGGCCAGCGUCGACAACGGCGAGCUCAUCGUCGUCGUGCCCAAGGAGCCCGCCCCGGCCCGGCCCCGGACCAGGCCCAUCGCGGUCUCCAGCAAGCUGUGAGGCCGCCAUGAACCGACCGGGUUCAGGAGUACUGUUACUGCGGUGUAUGCUUGUGUAUGCGAGCUGUGUGCGUUUCACUUGUGAAGUUGUGAUCUGAAUUAAAGUAAUCCGAUGAAUAUCGUGUGACGCGGAAGCGUGAUCGUGUAUGCUUGCUUAUGAUAAACUGAAACAUUUGGCUGGUAAUAAAGUUACGGAAAUGAUUAAAUUGA